Molecule: messenger RNA, 2289 nt
Organism: Pygocentrus nattereri (red-bellied piranha)
Lineage: Eukaryota; Metazoa; Chordata; Actinopteri; Characiformes; Serrasalmidae
Gene: chst1
Product: carbohydrate (keratan sulfate Gal-6) sulfotransferase 1
Exons: 2
Coding region: 635-1897 (420 amino acids)
Biological process (GO): N-acetylglucosamine metabolic process; keratan sulfate proteoglycan metabolic process; carbohydrate metabolic process
Cellular component (GO): Golgi membrane
Molecular function (GO): keratan sulfotransferase activity; N-acetylglucosamine 6-O-sulfotransferase activity
Source: RefSeq, a predicted model, not a curated record
GACAGACCGAGCCUGUUUUGCGCGCGGGCACUCAAACGUCAAAGCUUGGGGGGGCGAGCGCGAGAGCGGGCACCUGCGCGUGCAGCGCCGUUUAAAACGCGAUUUUUUUUUUACCAUCUCGUGAAAAUUUCAGCGUGUUGUUUUUUUUUGUGCUGGACCAUCUUCACCCCUCUGACCCGAGACCCUCUCCAGCGGACCGACCCGUUUGUUCAGCCUGGUCGCGAGCGACUUUUGAUGUUAUGCCUCGUGAUGUCGGCUCGCGCGGACUAACCUGCGCGCUCGGCUGCGGCUUGAAGGAGUACGGCACGAUAGCCUUGCAGCGCUCGCGCGGCGGGCGAGCGACCGGGCGCGCUGUAUUCGUCGCGCCCGCUGCUUCUCGCUUUGUUGCAUUGCCGCGUGCAGCUGCCUCGCGCGUGUGAAUGCCUCUCAGACGUUCACCCCUUUCAGACGAACUGCGGUCAGCCAGCUCAUCCUGCUGAAGACUGAUGGCCAUCAAGCAUGCUAUGUACAGAGCGGUGGUCUCCUGCUUGUAACGGGGCUCGAGGUCGCUGCAGAACCCAUCUCCUCUCCACAGCUGUCUCUUCGCUGAUGGGCAUCAAAUCAGCCCUCGUCAUCUAAAUGAAGUUACUCAGCCAUGCAAUGUUCCUGGAAGGCUGUGAUUCUGCUAGGCUUGGUGUCGAUCGCCAUCCAGUACACAGCGAUCAGGACGUUCACUGGCAAGCCGUUCCAGAUAUGUCCUGUUCCAAACCCUUUGAACUGCAGCCCGGGGCCGGAGGCAGAGGCUUUCGGAGGCUUGUGCGACGAGUUCCCUUAUUUCUUUUACAACAACUCCAGGAAGACCCACAUCCUCAUUCUGGCCACCACUCGCAGCGGGUCGUCUUUUGUGGGCCAGCUUUUCAACCAGCAUUCGGAUAUUUUCUACCUGUUUGAGCCUCUUUAUCACGUCCAGAGCACCCUGAUCCCUCACUUCACCCACAGCAGGAACAUGGCAGACCGCAGGGUGAUGCUGGGGGCCAGCCGGGACCUCCUGCGGAGCUUAUAUGACUGCGACCUCUUUUUCUUAGAAAGCUACAUCAAACCUCAGCCUGCGAACCACACCACGGACAAGCUCUUCCGCCGAGGAGCCAGCAAAGCGCUGUGCUCUCCACCCGUCUGCGACGUGUUAAGCCCCAGUGAGGCGUACCUUGCAGAGGGUGAAUGCAUCCGCAAAUGUGCCUCCCUCAACCUGACCCUGGCGGCUGAGUCGUGCCGGGAGAAACGCCACGUCGCCAUCAAAACGGUGCGGAUCCCGGAGAUCAGCGACCUCAGAGCGCUCAUCGAGGACCCUCGGCUAAACCUCAAGGUCAUCCAGCUGGUCAGAGACCCACGAGGCAUAUUAGCGUCGCGCAUUGAGACGUUUCGUGACACCUACCGCCUGUGGCGGAUCUGGAGGGCCACUGGACGCAAACCCUACAACCUUGAUCUGACGCAGCUCAGCACCGUGUGCGAGGACAUCCUCCGGUCCAUCACCACAGGCUUCAGCCGGCCCUCGUGGCUCCGGGGCAGGUACAUCCUGGUGAGGUACGAGGACCUGGCCCGCAACCCGCUUCAAAAGACCAGGGAGAUUUAUGAAUUUCUGGGCUUGUCCAUGGAGAAGAGUGUGGAGGAGUGGAUCCAGAACAACACUAGAAGCACCAACGACAUCUCGGCCAGACACAAGUACGGUACGGUGAGAGACUCGGCCGCCAACGCAGAGAGCUGGAGGCUCAAACUGUCUCACGAAAUCGUCGAACACACACAGUCCGUUUGCCAACAGGUUCUGGAGGAGCUGGGCUACAGAUCUGUGAACUCGCGCGAGGAGCUCAGAAACAUGUCCGUGUCAGUCGUGGAGGACAAAACUUUUGUACCGUUUUUGUAACCAGAAUGAUCGCACACCUAUUUUUCUAAAUUUCUACUGUUGCCUUAAUCCUUAAAUUUGACUCAUUUCGAACAUAUUUGCACUAAGAACUUUGUAAAGCUUGGAAGCUCGCUUGACGAACAGCACAACAAAAACCAAACCAAAAUAUCGAGGGAGGAAGAAAUCGCAGUAAAACAUGAUCAGGAAGAGAAUCACGGCCCUCGUUGAGAUGCUAAUUAUGUGUAGUCGACAAACACCACCUGAUUCAUUUAUUUCUGUAUCCUGACCUGCUUCGGUGAUGGAGGUGGAGGUUUCUGGGUGAAGGACCAAAACUACUUUCCAGUACACAUAUAAUGCUAAAUAGAGGUUUAAAAUGGUAACAACAUGCAAUAAACUUGUGAAUGUGGCAGCCA